Messenger RNA from Cydia pomonella (codling moth), 1358 nucleotides. Its product is annotated as neurofilament heavy polypeptide-like. Bases 225 to 881 code for a protein of 218 amino acids. Lineage: Eukaryota; Metazoa; Arthropoda; Insecta; Lepidoptera; Tortricidae. The record is from RefSeq and is a predicted model, not a curated record. The transcript has a single exon.
CAGGGGCACAUAUUACACGCUUGUCGAUUUCAAAGUUUUCCGUGAAACCGGCUGAAAUCAAUCCCUUACCCAAGAUUCAGUCAAAAGGCAAAAAAACAGAUCAAGUAACACAGCUCCUAGGUGGAAUAUUGGUGACCAGUUCACCGUACAAAACUGAGUUACAGGAACAACUGACCAAAAAACAAGCAAUACCAGGGACCUCAAAAAGUAAGACGAAAAAAAUUAUGCCUGAUAAAAAGAAAACUACAAAGAAAAAGUCUGGUAAAGAAAAUAAAGAAAAGAAGACACCUGUAAAAAAGAAGAUACCUGCUAAAGAAAAUGAAGAAAAGAAGAUUCCUGUAAAAAAGAAGACACCUGCUAAAGAAAAUGAAGAAAAGAAGAUACCUGUAAAAAAGAAAAUAACUGCUAAAGUAAAAGAAGAAAAGAAGAUACCUGUAAAAAAGAAGAUAACUGCUAAAGUAAAAGAAGAAAAGACGUUACGUGUAAAAAAGAAAAUAGCUGUAAAAGAAAAUGAAAAAAAGAAGAUAGCUGUAAAGAAAAAGAUUGAAAGUUCAUCUAGUGAGAGUGAUGAGGAUGAGCCUGUAAAAAAGAACAUACCUGUUAAAGAAAAUGAAAAAAAGAAGAUAGCUGUAAGGAAGAAGAUUUUACAAAGUUCAUCUAGUGAGAGUAACGAGGACGAGCCACCAUUAAUGAGCUCCGACGAAAGCGACACUGCUGAAGAUGAAGAGUGCAUUUAUUGCCUUAGUCAAUAUUCAAAUGACAUUGCUGGAGAAAAGUGGAUACAUUGUACUAAAUGUUUUCGGUGGUGUCAUGAGUUGUGUGCUGGUGUAGAGCCGCACACCAAAACAUUUUUUUGUGAUCUUUGCAAGGAUUAUGGAUAAGUUGUAAGAGUAAUAGUAUUAUCUUAAUAAAUAAUUUAAAUAAGAAGGAUUUAUUUCAUUUCACUAUUAGGGAUGAAUUCCCAUACUUGCGCGUACAUACCCAAUACACGGUGGGAAAGAGUAUCCCUACAGAUUUUAACCAACGAUUCUAGUGACUAUUUGGACAAAAAAAGUAAUAUAUACAUUGCUGGAUAAAGCCUAAUUUUUUAGAUAUUCAUUUAAAUCAGUAAUUCACGAGUUGAAAAAUCUCAAGGGUUACACGCUUUAAUAAUAAUAUCAGAUGUUUAUCUGAUGUUUGUUGUCUUGAGCUCUUAAUAAUCAACUGACAUCAUACGGUUUCGUUCACAAGGAAGUACUAUCGUUAAUUUUUUUUUCCAGAAAUUAAUUAAGUUAAUGAGGCAGUUUUGGACCCAUGUUAUAACAUUGUUUACUCGUAUUAGCACUAGGAAUCCAUAGUUAAAAAUCUGUCGGUAUACU